This is a messenger RNA of Spodoptera litura, 4569 nucleotides long. RefSeq names its product phospholipid-transporting ATPase IF. Gene Ontology annotation, molecular function: ATPase-coupled intramembrane lipid carrier activity; ATP hydrolysis activity; ATP binding. Gene Ontology annotation, cellular component: plasma membrane; endoplasmic reticulum. Lineage: Eukaryota; Metazoa; Arthropoda; Insecta; Lepidoptera; Noctuidae. Gene Ontology annotation, biological process: phospholipid translocation. The record is from RefSeq and is a predicted model, not a curated record.
GAUAGCACUCGCUAUCAACUUAGCCGUGUAUUCAUUGUUAUAUUUGUGUUUCAGUCGAGUGGUCAUGUAUGUGUUGUACAUAAAUAGUUAAAUAACACAACCUCCUUUCAUUAAAGUCGGUUAAUAAAUGAAUGUUUGUUGCUAAAAUGUGAUACAUGUGUUUAAAAUGAGACAGUGUGUUGGAUAUAUUUUCAAUUUGAUUCAUAGAGUGUAUUUGUAUUUGUUAUCGUGGGUGGCUUAUUUUUGGUCCUUUUUUUACGAUGGCAACAAAGUGUCAGCAACGGCGCAGACGCGACAGAUCGACGUCGGCUCCCCUAUCGAAGGCGAGAAGAAGAAACACAACAAGAUCAAGACGUCCAAGUACACGCUCCUCUGGUUCCUGCCAAAGAAUCUAUCGGAACAGUUUCGGAGAGUUGUCAACUUCUACUUCUUGAUAGUUACCAUCAUCUCCGUUGUGAUUGACAGUCCAGUGUCUCCGUUUACGAGUAUUCUUCCCCUAAGCUUCGUUGUGCUGGUAACAGCUGUGAAGCAAGGCUACGAAGAUUGGCUAAGGCACAAGGCUGAUAACAAGGUCAACAACCAGAUAGUUGAAAUAGUCCACAAAGGCGUGAUCAAUGAAGUGCGGAACUCCUCAAUCGCGCCUGGCACUCUUGUCCGAGUGCGGAGAGGGAAGGAGGUACCAGCGGACUUGGUGCUCCUCUGUUCCGCCGGGGACAAGGGGAAAUGCUACGUCACCACCGCCAAUUUGGAUGGGGAAACCAAUUUGAAGACUCUAAGAGUACCACCACCUUUAGUCGGGUUUACUCCAGAUAUCCUACCUCAUGGUAUGAAAAUCGAGGUCCCCAACCCAGUGGCAGAUCUGUACACGUUCUACGGUCGCCUGGAGAUCCCUUAUCAGGACAGUCUGGUGCUGACUCCAGAUCAUCUCAUGCUGAGAGGAUCAAGGGUCAAGAAUACUGAAUGGGCUAUUGGCUGUGCUGUUUAUACGGGUGAAGAAACGAAACUAGCUCUUAACUCAAAAUACACAGGGAACAAAUUCUCAUCAAGCGAGCUGGCGAUUAACCGGUCGUUGCUAUGGUUCAUAGGGUUGCUGAUCGCCGAAAUGGUGAUCUCUUUAGUGGCAAAGUUAUGGAUAGAGCGACGGAACCGUGAGAGAGACCUGUACUUGGGACCUGGGUCCCCAAUCCCGGCUCCAUUCGGCGAUAUCCUGCAAGAUCUGUUUUCUUUCUUGUUACUCUAUUACUAUAUUAUACCUAUGUCGCUUUAUGUUACUAUUGAGCUGUAUAAGUUUAUUGGGUCACUAUUCAUAGCCUGGGACGAGGACCUUCGGUGCGAAGAGACAGGAAGACCAGCGGCAGCAAAUACAUCAGAUUUGAACGAAGAGUUAGGUCAAGUAGAAGUCCUAUUUUCGGACAAAACAGGGACUCUUACCAAGAACCUCAUGGUGUUCAAGGCAUGCUCCAUAAAGGGACUAAUGUAUGAAGAAAAGGAUUCCAAAUUAUAUGAUGUGGAACAAUUUGAUGAACCUGUCGAUGUGUUUCAGACAGACAUCAAAUUCUUCUUCAAAAUCCUCGCUCUCUGUCAUUCCGUCCAAGUGUCGAACGAAGACAUGAAGAAGCUCAGCGCCCGUCUCUCAGUUACCGGCAACAUGCAACUCAUGAGCUUCUUCAAACGAAAGAAGAUUAAAACCAAUAACACUAACGGGUCAGUCGUCGACAAUGUAACUUGGAACUCUAUUAUCAAUGAGAAUGGGAACAAAAUUGAUUAUCAAGCUAGCAGUCCUGAUGAGAAGGCGUUAGUCGAAGUAGCUGAGCGGUUUGAUAUAACUUUUCUAGGUGAAGAAGGAAAUGAUUUAGUACUGAAAGUUGGGGAGCAUACUGAAAUGUAUGAGCGACUCCAGAUAAUUGAGUUUACUUCGGAAAGGAAGAGAAUGUCUGUUAUACUUCGGGAUAGAGAUGGGAAGAUAUGGUUGUUUUGCAAAGGAGCAGAGAGUUCCGUGUUCCCUCUGUGCACGAACUACAGCUGUGUGCAGGAGACUGACAGGGAUAUCAACAUAUUCGCCAAUAAGGGUCUUAGGACGCUCGCUAUUGCUUACCGAGAGGUGCCUGAGGAGGAGUAUGAGAGGGUUGCUGAAGCGAUAAAACGCCUAGACGGUAAGAGCGCGGAAUCACUGCAGCAAGUGACGCAACAAUAUCGCGCACUGGAGCGACAUCUGACGUUGAUCGGAGCUACCGGCGUCGAGGACUGUCUGCAGGACAACGUCGCUGAUACACUGGCUUCAUUGCGAGCUGCCGGAGUUAAGACUUGGGUGCUUACUGGGGAUAAGGUAGAAACAGCAAUCAACGUCGCCCAAUCCUGCGCACAUAUAUCAGAAAACGACAGAAGAAUGUUUAUGAUUGGCAUAGAAGACAACACGACGUUACAGGCUCAUUUAGACGAGUGUUCCCGGAUCAUUAGUGAACCAAGUUACAGAGACCUGACCUUAGUCGUAGAUGGCACUAGUAUGACGCAAGUUCUAGACACUGUAUAUGCGCCGGCGUUUGUUAAUAUUGCUAUAAGAUGUCACGCUGUGCUAUGCUGUCGGUUGUCGCCUAUACAGAAGGCUAAGAUAGUAAAAUUAAUAAAGGAAAGUGACGAGCGACCUAUCACUGCGGCCAUAGGAGACGGAGCCAACGAUAUAUCUAUGAUACAGGAGGCACAUGUCGGCUUCGGCAUCCUAGGCAGAGAGGGACAUCAGGCUGGGAGAUCUGCUGACUUCGCGAUCACGAAGUUCUCAAUGAUCAAGAAGAUUUUACUUGUUAUGGGACACUGGUACAACCAGCGACUGGCUACGCUCAUACAGUAUUUCUUCUAUAAGAAUCUAGUCCUUGGGAAUAUUAUGUUCCUAUUCCAAAUACACACGGUGUUCUCGACGCAGUCAAUCUUCGACUCAAUGUACCUGACGUUCUACAACCUCGUGUUUACUUCAGUGCCAGUACUACUGCUAUCUGUCACUGAACAGGCCUGGCCUUCUGCUGUACUCUAUAACAACCCUCCACUAUACAGCGGUAUAAAGAAGAACAAGUUGAUGUCGUGGCCGUACUUCGUGUCUUGGUGUAUAGCCGCCACGUACCACUCGCUCGUCAUAUACUGGUUCAGUUAUUUAGCCUUCAAGUAUUCUGUCAUCAAUUUUGAUGGGAAGCCUGUGGAUUUGUGGUGUUUCGGCGCGGUGACGUUCCACCUGCUGACGGUGGUGGUGAACCUGAAGCUGUGGCUGCACGCACGGUACCACACGCUACUGUUUGUGUUGUCCGUGGUGCUCUCCAUUGUCAUCUACAUGGGCUUCAAUACUGUGUAUUCUGUUAUUUAUUUGCAAAUCGAUGGCGAUGUUCUUGGUACGUAUAUAAGGUUACUCCAAUCUCCUGGCUUCAUGUUUCUCAACCUUGUUGUAGUUAUAGGCUGUUUACUGCCAGACUUUGUCGUCAGGAUCAUCUCCGAGCGCCUUACAAGAAUGAGGAUCAUGAAACGACCCACCGAACCUACUGUUUUUAUUACUAGUCUAUGAUAAAAUCAGUUCCAGAUUAACCAUGUUGUAAGAAAAGCAGUGAAUAGUAUCUCCUAAUUUUGAUGUUUAGUCAUUAGACAUUAAAUUUUUGACAGCUACCAGUGAUUGAAGAUAGCCUAAAGCUACUUUAGCGCCACCUGGUAAGCAAAAAGCGGUUCCGUGCUAACUUAAUUCAGCACUAGAUGCAAUGUCAUGAGUAAAUAACUCAUAUAUACUGUUGUUGAGGCAAUAAUCAUGACUAUAACUUACAAAUAUUGUAGUCAAAUGAAAGUAUACGUAAAUAGAGUAAGAAUAAGGUAGGUGUUUCAGAAACGUAUGUGAUAUAUACAGGGUGUAGGUUAGACAAACUACAAGUUUAAUGAAACGAUUUUAUUGUGCUAUUAUUAUUAUUGGUGCCGUAACGAAAUUAGCCAAAGUUAACUUGAUACGAUGCUAAUAGUACAAAAUGAAUGAAAAUAUUUUUGUAGUAAAUUUUUGACCAGUUAAAAAUACACCCUAAAUUGUAGAUGAUAAGACAAAUUUGAUAAUUGUAAAUAGAUACUUUAAGGUUAAUUGUUUAAAGUCGAGAUUAGAAAAUAUUUGUCAGUGUGCAGAAUGAGUACUUAUUUGAACUCAAGUAUUUAGAUUAAUAUGUUCAUAAAUACAUUUCAGUCACAACACUAUAACUUAUUUAUGGCCUGGAAACUAUUUAUAGGUAAAAAUAAUUUAUAUUUUAGAUAUUUUCAAAUAUUGUAUUUUGCUAGUCCAAAUGUCAUAAUUCGGGUAAUAAAUGAAUGUGAUAAACGUUUUAGAUUUAAUAAUAAUAACUUAAGUGGUGAUUUGUGGACAUUUGACGACGACGCACGAUAAUUACUCGUGUCCAUUACUGUAGGUAAUUAUACAUUAAUUUUCAUAUAAAAUGUAUCUGAAAAUAUUUUAUCUCGUUCCGUGAACAAUGAGUAGAUACUCCAGAUAUAUUUUUGUCAUAUUAUAGCCAACGCAUGUUUAAUAAAAUUAUAUCCUUCAAGUCAGAACGGCUAAAGGGA